Messenger RNA from Nematostella vectensis (starlet sea anemone), 1754 nucleotides. Its product is annotated as tripartite motif-containing protein 45. The record is from RefSeq and is a predicted model, not a curated record. Gene Ontology annotation, molecular function: ubiquitin-protein transferase activity; zinc ion binding. Gene Ontology annotation, biological process: positive regulation of DNA-templated transcription. Gene Ontology annotation, cellular component: nucleoplasm; chromatin. The transcript is spliced from 6 exons. Lineage: Eukaryota; Metazoa; Cnidaria; Anthozoa; Actiniaria; Edwardsiidae. The coding region runs from base 265 to 1563 and encodes 432 amino acids.
UUCCCGAAGGGUUGAUCAGACGCUUCCAUUGUAAGUUAGGAUUCGUCUGAGAAGAUUUCGACAAAAAACAGUUUAUUGAAGCAGGGACGUCCCUUAAGUCGCCGCUAACUUCGUCAAAUCGCGAUUAAGAAGCACGGGUGGCCAAGUGUGUUAGCGCGUCGGCCUCUCACCGCUGUAGCCAAGGUUCGAAUCCUGGCUCAAACUGGGGAUUUUUCCGGGUUCCUGCCUUGGUUCGGAUUUGUGUCACAAUUUUUUCUUGAAGAAAUGGCAACAUCUGCCAGCAGGCGCCUCGAGGAUGAGGUGACGUGCUCUAUAUGUAAAGAGCACUUCAACGAUACUAGAGUGCUCCCUUGCUUCCACUCAUUUUGUCGGCACUGCCUGGAAGAGCUGGCAGUGCACUCUGAAGGGAGAGGAAAACUUGUGUGCCCCCUCUGUAAGGCGGAAUUCCAGAUUUCCCCGGCUGAUGUUUCGAGUUUGAAGGUGAACUUUAUGAUCAAUAGUAUUAUCUCUGUUCUUCCUUUGUUCACAUCUGAAGACUCCAAGAAGAAAACUGUUUGUCAAAUGUGUGAUAGUGGCGAGCCUGCCCAAGGGAGAUGUAACGAGUGCGAUCACUUUGUCUGUGAGCAGUGUAUCUCGGCUCAUAAGAGACUUCGACCGUUGCAACACCAUACUAUCCUCAGUCUUGAUGAGAUCAAAAGCGGAAAGUUACUUGCAAUGAGCAAAACUACCUACUGCACCAAACAUAAGGGUAAAAAGCUGAAACUGUUUUGCGAAUCUUGUAAGGAAGUGAUUUGCCGAGAUUGCACCGUUGUUGAUCAUAAAAAUCAUGACUACCUUUUCACAAGUGAUGUUAUCGCUCGAGAGAAAGAAGAAAUAUUGGAAAGAGCAAAAAAAGUUACAUCAAAACUCACCGACAUUGAACAGGCGAUGGCAUUGGUUGAAAAGGCUCAACAACAUCUGGACGAAAAUAAACGAGCGGCCAGAAGGGAUCUGGAUCAGUUUAUUGAUAAGCAGAUAGGGGCUCUUGAGAAGAUGCGAUCUUAUCUUAAAGGGGAGAUCGAGUCAGCUUGUCAGAAGCAAGAGAAGCAGCUGACUGCCCAGAGAGAGAAUCUAUCCAUGAGACUUGCAAGUGCUCGUAGCAGUUUGGAGUUUGCUGAGAGAAUGUGCAGGGAAGCAAAUGAUGUGGAUGUCUUGUCCAUCAGGAAUGAAGUGCUAUCCCAGCUAUCGAGUCUUGCAGAGAAACCCGUGGAUCAGCCUUGUAUGGAGGGUGGAGUUCGUCUUGUAGUGGAUCAGGAAUAUUGGAGUCCAUGUCAAAGAAGAUCUCGGUUGAUGUAUCAAGCCAAGUCUCAGUUGGUGAAUCUGAGCAUACAGUUUUUGAGAAGUCCGCCAUCCUCAGCGGCAAAGGUCCAGAGUACCUCCGAGAUCUCUUGGGAUUCCUGCAGCCCGUGCAGCAGAGUCCAAAAAGUCGCUGGGUCAGAUGUUUCUCUGCAAAAAGAGAUGGCUGGGCUGCCAGGACCUUCCAUGAAAAAUGCAACGGCAAAGCGCCGAACAUCGUACUCGUGAGCGUUGGGGGCCGAUACGUGUUUGGUGGCUACUCUGACGUAGCGUGGACAAUGAGUGACCGUGGAUGGCACUCCUCCAGCAGGUCAUUCUUGUUCACGCUGUGUAACAAGAAUGGCUACCGCCCUGAAAAGUUGCCAUUGAAGCGCACGCCAGAUAUAUUUGCCAUUUGUGACCACACAAGUUUCGGUCCG